AUGACCCGUCAACCUUUUGUCACGAGUGACGCGCCAGAGGAGGACGAGAGCUCCAGCGAAAGCUCAAGCAGCUCAAGUGACUCUGAUUUAGAGAAGGAGGUGUGCACAGACGACGUCACCAGCAGCACAGACAGCCCCGACAGCCAACUCAGCGACCUGGACACAGAUUCAGAUUAUGAUUCCAUGACAGAAGAAAACUCGUUCAUGGCCACAGAGAUACCGCAGACCCCGUCCAUUGGCACCAGAGUCCCAGGUGGUGCGUAUGUUGACCCAUACACACUUGGCUAUGCGGGAGAUGCGCCGGCCAAUGACCUCAGCCGCACGUCGACUGUGGGCAGUGGCAGUGGCACGCCUCAGCCCAUAGCGCCAGUCAUUCGGUCCAUUUCACAGGGCCACGACUUCCCACCGGUGCGAGCGGUGCCGUUGAGUUUGAAGUUCGGAAUGGAGAUCUUCCAGCGCAACGAUUCGCAGAGCCAAUCAAUACGCACCAUUCAGAUCAAGAUUCGGAUGGCCGAGGGCACCCCAGAGUUCGAUGUACGCGAGAACUACGUGGGUCGACUACUGAGUAAAGAGCCGAGCGUCAAGAAGCCGUUCCCAAAGAGCAUGAAUGGGCUGUACUGGAAAGACUUUGUAGUGCCUGGACCACCCGGAGAUAUCGAUCUGCUUUCGCCGUCUGAGCUGCUGUGUUUCUAUCCGUUGGAGGACUUCCGUAGUGCGUUAGGGACGAGCUUAGCGUUGGGCACUCAAAUUGCGGCAGCGCCUGUGUACAACCGCCAGCUGCGAUCGGUGCUCCUGUUUGGUGAGCCAUACGAAUGUCCCAGUCCCAUCUCAAAUAUUUUGUAUACACACGGCAUCGAUGUCAUAUACUACACACACGUGCCAGGCAAGAACCUGUAAGGCCCAACAUCCAUUGCUACAGGCUGUAUGUGCAUGUGUAUAGGUAUGCAUGUCGCGCAUACUAAGCAAUAAAUAAAGUCAGUACAAUAAAAAUGAUACUGUGCAAUGAAGAAGUGCACUCC
Molecule: messenger RNA, 1019 nt
Organism: Sphaeroforma arctica JP610
Lineage: Eukaryota; Ichthyosporea; Ichthyophonida
Exons: 7
Coding region: 1-897 (298 amino acids)
Source: RefSeq, a predicted model, not a curated record